AUGAAUAGCACGCAGUAUGAAGAAGUGAUUUUAAAUGCAGUAAACGUCGUUACCGAGGGAUUUAUUACUGUUUUAACUAAUACCACAGCUUUCUUACAUGCACGCUACUCAGCUACACGCAAUGCUCGUCUACGACUUAAGGAUAAAUAUUAUUUGUUUUUGUGUGAACAUGAAGAUCCUGUGGAAUUUUUACGCAACGAACUAUUACAGUUUUAUCCACAUCAUCUUAUGAUUGUACCCAGAAGCAAGUAUAACAACUAUGAAAUUAAACAGAACAAAGCCGAUCGUAUAUCCAAAGCUCAAAAUAUGGUAAAACAAACAUCAUGGUCUAGUGGUAAUGCUACAAUCAAAACAACAACAAGUAUAGUAACCACAUCUGAUGGAACUUCAGCCUUUAGAAACUGUAAACAGUGCCCGGGUCAUCGUAACUUUAAUUUUGAAUUGUGGACACAAAAGUACGUUGGUACUGUUGGCAAUUUGGAUGCUAAACACUUGGAUACUUAUCUUGCAAGUGAAAGAACUUUUCUCAAAAACACUGACCUUUAUCCGGACAAACUUACAAAGCUACAUGGACGUACAUUACGAAUGGGCUCACAUACGUACUUACCAUACGCGUCAACUAAUUAUGUGCCGGCUGGAACGGGUAACGUGGAUGCAAUAGACCCACAAGCCCAUAAUCGGACAGUAUCUUUCAUUGGUUCCGAAGCGGAAUUAAUCAUUAGUUUUUGUCAAAACUACGAUUGCCAUUUAAGAGUUCAACCUUACGGCGAAAAUGGUUGGGGCGAUGUUUAUGAUAAUGGAACUGGCGUAGGCAUGUUUGGCGGCUUAUUCGCGCAACAUAUAGAAUGUGCAAUCGGAUCUAUGUAUGAUUGGUAUCAUGACUUGUAUGAAGUCUCGCACGAAAUUGCCGAAACAAAGAUAAAAUUUGUGACACCAGGACCAUCACAAUACCCACGCUGGCGCAUCAUUAUUAUGCCAUUCUCCUUAAAAGCCUGGAUUUUUAUUAAAUAUUUAGGAUAUUGUCUGCGACCAACGCGUUCCCUUCAAAAGGAAAAAUAUAAAUUUAUAAAGCAUUUUCUUAAAACUCUGCUAGAUGUCUUUGCAGUAUUUAUACAGCAACCUUCGGCAGAUACAAGUCUUCAUCGCAUUGCUUCACGGGUUUGCUUGGCAACGCUUCUCUUUGCGACACUCACUUUAGAAAAUACGUACAGUGGGCAGCUGAAAUCUUUUCUUACAGCACCAUUAUUUACGGAUCCCGUGGAUACUAUGGACAAAUGGACUAAAACGAAUUGGAAAUGGACAGCGCCGUCGAUGGAAUGGAUCAUUAAUGUCGAAGAUUCCGACUUGGUCAAGGAUCAGAUAUUAGCUCAAAAAUUUGAAAUCAAUGAUCCCGAUUUCUUAUACAAUAUCAGUUUCCGCGAUGACUAUGGCUUGGGAAUUGAAGGUUUAUUCAGCGGUUCAUUUACUUUUGGUAAAUAUAUAACAGCACCAGCAUUGGAAGGAAAAAUUGUAAGUUAUAUUAACGCAAUACUUUAUCUGCCAUCGUGGACCGGAUUGAGUUCACCUAUACGUUUUAUUAAUAAGAGAGCCCUGUUAAGGCAAAUGGUAACUAAAGACGCUUUAUACACGGCUUGGACUGUGGCUGCGGGUAUACGAGGUUGGCCGUUAAUGCCUUUACUAAAUCGACAUAUAUCGCAUUGCUUCGAAACGG
Glossina fuscipes is the source of this 1711-nucleotide messenger RNA. RefSeq lists its product as uncharacterized. The transcript is spliced from 9 exons. The annotation marks the transcript as partial. NCBI's taxonomy places the organism in Eukaryota, Metazoa, Arthropoda, Insecta, Diptera, Glossinidae. The record is from RefSeq and is a predicted model, not a curated record.